This is a messenger RNA of Thamnophis sirtalis, 565 nucleotides long. The record is from RefSeq and is a predicted model, not a curated record. Lineage: Eukaryota; Metazoa; Chordata; Lepidosauria; Squamata; Natricidae.
AUGCUCUAUCUGUGGUUUUCUCCUAAGGUCAAAACAUUAUUGGCGGAAGGUAUCAACAGGCCACGGAAAGGCCAUGACGCUGGAGAUCACCCUCCCAUCACCCCAAUGAGAGCUGCCUCUGAAGCAGAGUUAGGGAGCGAUGGAUGGAGGCUGUUCGAAUACAUUACAAGGCAUUUUAUCGCCACCAUCAGUGCUGACUGUAAAUACCUUCAAACUACUAUUGCGUGCAGUGUCGCAACAGAACGUUUCACCUGCAUAGGAAAGACAGUUAUUUCGCCAGGGUUUACUGAAGUGAUGCCUUGGCAAAGCAUCCCGUUGGAAGAGAGCCUGCCCAUCUGUGACAGAGGAGACCUCUUCCCUGUGAGCGAAGUGAAGCUCCUGGAGAAGCAGACUUGCCCGCCCGAUUAUUUGACGGAAGCGGAACUCAUUACCUUGAUGGAAAAACACGGGAUAGGUAGGGAGAUGGUCCUUUCUAGUGGCACGUUUAGCCUAAGGGGGUGGAAAGGAUCUUUCUUCAGAUGAUGGUCAUCUCACAUUUCUUCCAAGGUUUAGGAAGAGGAGGUGG